Vigna unguiculata (cowpea) is the source of this 935-nucleotide messenger RNA. Its product is annotated as glutathione S-transferase 3-like. Gene Ontology annotation, cellular component: cytoplasm. The record is from RefSeq and is a predicted model, not a curated record. Gene Ontology annotation, molecular function: glutathione transferase activity. Gene Ontology annotation, biological process: glutathione metabolic process. NCBI's taxonomy places the organism in Eukaryota, Viridiplantae, Streptophyta, Magnoliopsida, Fabales, Fabaceae.
AAAGCAUCUAGCAGCAAAGCCAGUUGACAACCUGAGUUGGAGUUGAUGAUCCUGUGCGUGCAGUGAUGGCGGACGAGGUUGUUCUGUUGGAUACAUGGGCCAGCAUGUUUGGGAUGCGGAUUAGGAUUGCAUUGGCAGAAAAGGGUGUUAAGUACGAAUACAAGGAAGAGGAUCUCAGAAACAAGAGCCCUUUGCUUCUGCAGAUGAACCCUGUUCACAAGAAGAUUCCAGUUCUGAUCCAUAAUGGAAAACCCAUUUGUGAAUCUGCAAUAAUACUGCAGUAUAUCGAUGAGAUAUGGAAUCACAACCCUCAACUCAUGCCCUCUGACCCUUAUGAGAGGGCUCAAGCCAGAUUCUGGAUCGAUUACAUUGACAAAAAGGUGUAUGAUACAUGGAGGAAAAUGUGGCUUUCCAGUGGAGAGGAGCAUGAGACAUGGAAAAAGGAGUUUAUCUCUAUCUUUAAGCAACUAGAAGAAACACUUGGAGACAAACCUUUUUUUGGGGGCGACAUGUUUGGCUUUGUUGAUGUUGGUCUGAUCCCCUUUUAUAGUUGGUUCUAUACGUAUGAGACAUAUGGUAACUUCAAAAUGGACACAGAAUGUCCUAAACUCGUUGCUUGGGCCAAGAGAUGCAUGGAGAGAGAGGCCGUAUCCAAAACACUUCCUGAUGAAAAGAAGGUGUAUGCUUAUAUUGAUGGAAUAAAGAAAGCACUUUUUUCAAAAUAGAGGAGUUUCGUGGACUUACCCAAUAAAAACUUGCACUUUAAAUAUGGUAGUUUGAGGCCUUGUAUUAAUUUAGCUUGGGUUUUUUCUGUCUUGGGUUAUUUAUGGUUGGAUAGACACUUUGGUGUGUCUUUGGUGUGUCUGCUCUGUAUCAGUGUGCACUUAUAAUCAAUAAAACCUCUUUCUAUUAGUUGUUUCAUGUACUGGUCAAAA